UAAGCAUUACUCCUAUUGUAGCAAAGGAUAUAUAGUUACUACUGGAAAGAUGUCAUUAAAUAAUUAUUAGCCAACUUUCUGACGCUUGUUAAAUGCAUGCUCUUGCAUAGUUGCAUGCUUAAAUGCCCUCCCAACGUAGCCAGAAAUUUUUGCAUCUUCACAAUAUUUCCUUUCUUCCUUAACAAUAAUAAUGGACCACAAACUCAACAAUACUCACCAAAAAACUCUUACUCAAUUCUUUCAUGAAGAAAAAAAUACUCCUAGCAUAGAAGAUGAUAAUGAUCUUCAUUCACCAAGCUUUCAUCACCUCUCUCUUCAACUCCAUGAAAAAAACCACCUUUCCCCUAACCAUAACCUCAACCUCAACCUCAACCUCGAGGCGGCGAUGUCGCCAUUGAUGCCUCAAAGCCCAGAAUCAAUAUGGUCUCAUUCUCCAUUAUGGACUCCUUCUCAUCCUUCUCUUCUUUAUUGUUGCAUUUCCUCCCUACACCGCGACGGCGACAUUUACUCUAUUGCUGUAUCAGGUGACCUAGUCUUAACUGGCUCGUCCAGUCGCCGAGUUCAUGCAUGGCAGCCACUCGACUGCCAUGCAAAAGGCUACAUUCAUGCAAGCUCCGGCGAUGUUCGAGCCAUGGUAGCCCAUGCUCACAUGCUCUUUACUUCACAUAAAGAUCACAAAAUUAGGGUUUGGGAUAUGAGAAAUGGUAAAGGCAAUUUUAGGCCUAGAAAAGUUACUACCUUACCAAAUGCUAGCCAUUUCAAAAGUUUUAUGUCUAGGCCAAUUACCCCACAAUAUAAGGUCACUUCUAAGACAAUUACCCCACAACAUAAGGAUAUUAUCUCUUGCAUGGCUUAUUACCUUGUUGAAGGGAUCUUAUAUACUGGCUCAUUUGAUAGAACUGUUAAAGCUUGGAGGUUGAAUGAAAAAAAAUGUGUUGAUUCUUUUAUAGCACAUGGAAGUAAUGUAAAUGAUAUGGUGGUUAACCAACAAAAUGGCUAUCUUUUUACUUGUUCUUCAGAUGGGACAGUAAAAAUGUGGUUAAGGGUAUAUGGGGAAAACUCCCAUGCUCUUAUUAAGGUUCUUUGUUUUCAUACAUACCCUAUUUAUGCUUUAGCCCUAAGUGUGUCACCCUCACAAAAGAGCUUCUUAUAUUCAGGAUCUUCUGAUGGAUGUAUAAAUUUUUGGGUGCAAGAGCUUUCUUGUAGGUACAAUCAUGCAGGCUUGUUACAAGGGCAUCGGUUUGCGGUCCUUUGUCUAGUAACCCUAGAGAAUUUGUUGAUCAGUGGAUCUGAGGACUCCACGAUUAGGAUUUGGAGGAGGGAGAAAGCGAAAGCGAAUCACGAAUGCCUCGCCAUUUUAGAAGGGCAUAGAGCUCCUGUACGAUGCUUGGGUGCUUUCUUGCAGAAGGAUGAUAAGUUUGCAAUGAGUUUUUUGGUGUAUAGCGCUAGCUUGGAUCAAACGUUUAAAGUGUGGAGAGUUAAGCUGUUACCUGCAGAAAUGAAGAAAUCUGAUUAUGGAGAUGAUGAUGAUGAUAUGGAGGGUGAGAAUAAGAUAUCGGAGUUUGAGAAAAGUCCUGUAUUGUCUCCUUCAUGGGUGAAGAAGAAGCUCCAGUGUCGCAGCCUCCAUAAGUUUCUUUGAUUAAUUGUUAACUUCAAUAUGUUGGCAUGUUGUCUAGUAUUGUUUUAUGUCAUUAUAUAGCUUAUAGUAGUAUAUUAAUAAUAGUUAUUUCUUCUUAUGCAUGUCCUCUAG
Messenger RNA from Beta vulgaris subsp. vulgaris (sugar beet), 1750 nucleotides. RefSeq names its product protein JINGUBANG. The record is from RefSeq and is a predicted model, not a curated record. The transcript has a single exon. Bases 191 to 1639 code for a protein of 482 amino acids. NCBI's taxonomy places the organism in Eukaryota, Viridiplantae, Streptophyta, Magnoliopsida, Caryophyllales, Amaranthaceae. Gene Ontology annotation, molecular function: protein binding.